Marchantia polymorpha subsp. ruderalis is the source of this 1398-nucleotide messenger RNA. The record is from the annotation of a GenBank genome assembly. Lineage: Eukaryota; Viridiplantae; Streptophyta; Marchantiopsida; Marchantiales; Marchantiaceae.
GACGUCUUCCUUCUUCCUUCCUUCAUUCCUUCCGUCUCUCGUGCAUUGCGCUUCUGAAUGCAAAUUCCCAAUUCUGCCCUUGCGAGUGUGGGCCAUUUCGCUCCCUCUCGGCUCACGGUUUGUGGAUGGAGUGCGAUUCUGGUUAAUUUCACUGGGUCAUGCUUCACAAUCUGGCCGAUUGUGGAAGAGACGUGAGGGCCAGGGCCAGGUAUGCGGGCGAUUGACGAUUGCGGGAAAUACAAUUCAAAUGGCGGCAGCGACGGAGAGAAUUCGAUCGGCAGCACGGAAUUUGGAAGGGACAGCCCGUAGUCUUCAAUCUGACAUGUAUGCCCAAUGCGUACUCUUCAAGAUGGUGGCUGAAGAUUUAGAGAGAGAGCACGACUCUGUAUCUGUUGAGAAGAUAAGAGGUGCAUUGCUGGAAACUGUGGAGUGUACCCACUCUCUUGAACAUCACUGCUUGGCUCUAUCGUCUUUGAGUGCCAAUUUUGCAACCGGGAACGAGGUGGCAGACUUUGAGAAAGUCCUGUAUGAAACUUCUGCGGAGAGUCGACGGGUGCAAGCGUUUGACCCCCGUCAGCACACAUGCUAUGAACAAUUCAACCAAUCUAUCUGGAAUAUUCACCAUGCAGGUGAGGCAGCUCCUGGACAAGAGCAAGAUGAGAUAGUCAUGCUGACUUCACAAUAUGGGGUGAAGAAUACAAAUUGCCCUCUAAGUGGGAAGCCUGUGACGCAGCUUGAUGAUCCUGUGCGCAGUAAGGACUGCGAACACAUAUAUGAGAAGGCGGCGGUUUUGGAGUAUAUCAGAAAGCAUAACAGAGAGCACCCUCGAAAGAAGUGCAAAUGUGCUUGUGCUGGAUGCCCCAAGGAACUGCUAGCAGCAAAUUUCGUCUGUGAUGCAUCUUUGAAAAUGAGUAUACAAGAGCUUCGCCUGAGAGAGAGAGCAAACACUCAAAGGGCACACGUAGCUGAUUUCACGGGAGAAAAUCACAGCGAUGACGACUAAGAGCAGGAUUUAGGAAGGAUGGAUACACUGGUUCAUAGUAAAUAAACUGUAAUCCAAUACACGUGAAGAACGACGGCAACCUUAGGCUGAAAGCCGGAAGGUCUCUUCGUUUGACGGUACUACAGGAGUUUGUGGUUUCACUCACUAACACGAAAGUUCUGCCUUCAAGAUACAUGUGUUCAUUCCAUUAAAACUCAGCACAAGCAAACAAGUUCGCGACUCAUGAAGGUGUAAUAGCAUGUCAGACUAGAGACCACAUUCUCUCCCGACCGUGACAAGCGGUUGAGUAGAUGCUGAUGAGCAGCCCAACUCCUGAGGUGUUAAAAUCGUACAGACGAGCAUUUCGCGACGUGUCUGGUUCUCGGCCGUGUCUAUGUGAAGCUUUAAAUUUCUCG